Messenger RNA from Meloidogyne enterolobii, 618 nucleotides. The record is from the annotation of a GenBank genome assembly. NCBI's taxonomy places the organism in Eukaryota, Metazoa, Nematoda, Chromadorea, Rhabditida, Meloidogynidae.
AUGUCUCUACAUGAUCAGCAAGUUUUAGAAAAAUUUGAGAGUAACAAACAAACGCGUCAAGAAUUGAAUGAGUUGUAUGGAAAAAAUUUCCUAGAUACGAGAGAAUUGUAUAAAAAUGCUGAACAGAUAAAAGAUUCACAAUCACGCCAAGAUUACGUGAAUACAUUACAUGGAUAUACGCGAGAUUUGCGUAAAACUUAUGGAACUAUUUUAGAGCUGAAUGAAAAGCAAAAACAACUCAACGAAAAAUUAGAUAAAGCAAAGAAAAAUGGAAAUCAUAAAGACAUAAACCGCCAAAUGUAUCAACAUUUAUUAAGACAAGUCGAAGAUAAAAAGCGUGCGCAACUCUCUAAAAGUCAGGCUAUAAUUGAGAAUGAGGCAUUAAUUCAGCCGCAUAAUUUAGCUACUAAUGUACAUGGAAAUUCUAUAUACGAGCUGAAUCAUUUUGGAGUUGGGUUAUUUCAUCAACCAGCUUACAACGAUGUUCCAUCAAUUCAUCCAAAUCAUGAAACUGGUUCGUAUUUUGGAAAUAAUCAUGGAAAUAAGCAAAAAGGGUUGAAACACCCUUAUGGAGAUUAUUCGACGCGUAAUCAUGGAGGCGGUCCUUCACAUCAUUAG